Molecule: messenger RNA, 8670 nt
Organism: Lepisosteus oculatus (spotted gar)
Lineage: Eukaryota; Metazoa; Chordata; Actinopteri; Semionotiformes; Lepisosteidae
Gene: gcgra
Product: glucagon receptor a
Biological process (GO): cell surface receptor signaling pathway; adenylate cyclase-activating G protein-coupled receptor signaling pathway
Cellular component (GO): plasma membrane
Molecular function (GO): peptide hormone binding; glucagon receptor activity
Source: RefSeq, a predicted model, not a curated record
AACUUUUGUUAUAAAAUCAAUUUAAACGGCGGAAGAGAGGUCGUGCCAGUGAUCGUCCGGCCCCGGUGACCUGCAGGGACUAUUGAUUAGGGUAUUCGCAUCAAUUGACUUUGUGAUUAACACGAGACACGAGUGCGAUGUACAGGUUUAUUGAUUCUGUCCACGCCGUGUUCGUGAGGCCGGGGGUCCGGGGCUCUGUGCAGCGGUACCCCCGGAGGGAAGCUGCCCAGGGCGGAAAAGCAGUUGACGCCGUGGUCCGCUGAGAGGAGCUGAAGGGGCGAUUUGAGUCAGAUACGUCACAGGAUUUAAUAGCUCUCGUUGCUGAUGGAUGACUCUAGUCCUCGCGUAGUUACUACGCAGAGAAGUUGGAAUGGGUACAGAAAAAUAGAGAUAAGGGGGAUAUUAAUGUUCCUCCAUAAUGUCGCCUCUUCCUGUAACUUUUUGGCACAGUUCUCUGUCAUCCAAUGGGGUUUGGAUGUUUUUUCACCCUUAAUUAUAGCCACCCACGGUCUAGCGCUAGUCACCGCGGUCAAUGCCGCAGACGCUCGGCGUUGGGCUAGCGCGCAGUCCGGGAAGACCGCCCCUGGGGAGCUGCUGUACACAGCCGUCUUAACCCCAGCAGUUUGAUGAGAAAGACCACCAAGGUGCGCUGAGGGUCCCUGACGAGCAAGGUGUGAGCUGAGGCGCUCGGGCACCCUGCGCGAGAAGUCACCUGCUCCCACCUGUGCAGGUCGGUCCAGCAGAGCGGAGCGCGACCCUGCCCCCAGCCUCGAGGACCCUGCUGCUUCUGCGGCCGCUGACCGGGGCGUAGGAGUGACGUCACGGGGACCGUCGGAGCAAGGAGCUGGAGUGGCUGUUUCUGGGUUCUUGGAUCCUGUUAGUGUACCGCUCCCCGCCUGACAGCCAGCCGACCCUAACCGGCGAGAGCACGACAUCGCGAACGGAAAGCCUCGUCGCGCUGUCUGUCCCUUCUUCUCUGCUGGAUUAUGUGUCCUGCCUGAUCAAACCCGGAUUCUACCUGCUUCCAUUCCGCGCGCUGGGAGAUGUGCCGCUGUGCUCUGGGGACUGGAGAUGCUACCGGACCUCGACGUCUUCAAGGUUGCGAGUGUUGCUGCGGUGAAGGUAUUUCCUCUUUCCGACAGACCUGGAGCCUCAGAAUUCCCUGGCAAGCAGUGAGUCCCAGCGAAGCCCCCCUAUGAGCUGACUGCCUCGACAGUGCUACCCCUCGCUCCCAGCUUCAGAAGCAGGACUAAGGGAUGUCACAGGCCUUCCUCCUCCUAACUCUGCUCACUUUCUCCACCAGCAUUCAGCAGGUCCGGUCGGAGUUGACCCUGACGGACAUAGUGAAAAACUGGGUGAGCUACAAGGAUGAGUGCAACCAUAACAUCAGCAGUGAGCCUCCUGCUACUGGACUAGUGUGCAACCGCACCUUCGAUAGAUACGCUUGCUGGCCAGAUGGGCUGCCCAAUACUGUGGUCAACGUGUCCUGCCCCUGGUACCUGCCCUGGCACGACAGAGUCCGCCAUGGUGUGGUGUACCGGGUGUGCGGGCUGGACGGCCAGUGGGUUCUUGGCCCUGACAAGCAUCCCUGGAAGAACACGACGGAGUGUGAGGUGGACGACACGGAUAAGCAGGAUUACUGGAAGACCCUGAGCAUGUUCUGGGUGAUGUACACGGUGGGGCACUCACUGUCCCUGGGGGCCCUGGUGCUGGCACUGGGUAUCCUGGUGGCUUUCAGAAAGCUGCACUGCAUGAGGAACUACAUCCACAUGAACCUGUUUGCCUCCUUCAUCCUGCGCGCGGUGUCCAUCCUGGUCAAGGACGCGCUGCUCCACCCCCCCAGCUCCAACUUCACCCUGCCUAAAGACAACGAGGUCGAGAAGUGGCUGAAUAGCACAGACGAGACACCCGUGGGCUGUCGCGCUGCCCUGGUCAUGAUGCAGUACAGCAUCAUGGCCAAUUACAACUGGCUGCUGGUGGAGGGCAUCUACCUGCACAACCUGCUGGUGAUCACAGUCUUCACUGAGAGGAACUACUUCAAAAUCUACCUGUGUAUUGCCUGGGGUGCCCCGCUGCUGUUCGUGUUGUCUUGGGUGAGGCUGAAGUACCUCUACGAGAACAUCCAGUGCUGGGAGAGAAACUUGAACAUGGCCGUCUGGUGGGUCAUCCGCUCCCCGAUACAGCUGGCGAUCCUGAUCAAUUUCUUCAUCUUCAUCCGAAUCAUACAGAUCCUGGUGUCCAAGCUGAGGGCCCAUCAGAUGAGAUACACGGACUACAAGUUCCGGCUGGCCAAGUCCACUCUGACUCUCAUCCCCCUCCUGGGCAUCCACGAGGUGGUGUUUGCCUUCGUGACGGACGAGCAUGCCCAGGGCUCCCUGCGCCUGGUCAAGCUCUUCUUCGAGCUCUUCUCCUCCUCCUUCCAGGGUCUGCUGGUGGCCAUCCUGUACUGCUUCGUCAACAAGGAGGUGCAGUCGGAGCUGCUGAAGAGGUGGAAGCGGUGGAAGCUGGGCAGGGACAUAGAGGAGGAGUACAGGCACACCUACAGCCAGACGCCCCAGGUCAGGAACGGCAGCACGGCUGCUGGGGCCGCGCCCGCCCCGGGGGAGGAGCACAAGCUGGUGGGCAGCUACCAGAACGGCACCGGCCACAGCAAGCACAGCCUGCAGCCCCCGGCGCCACUGGAGGGGGCUGCCUGCACCAGCACCCUCAAGGAGAGCAGCAGCCUCGGAGACAAGGCGCACUGCUACGAGUUCCCACUAGAGAGCGCCGAGAGCAACUUCUGACCCUGAGCAGCCCUGUGGCAGGGAUCCCUGCUGGAGCAGCAGCGGCCCGCUAGCCGUGGCCGCAGCAGAGCAUGCUGGGCCUGCCUGCGGUUAGCAGCCCUACGUGCAGAGUUUAUACGACCUGAGUGCAGCUGCCCAGCCUUAGAGACCCAUACAGGCAGCCCGGUCUGGGGGCAGGGAGCAUGAGGGGUUGCGCUGGUCUUGGUGGCUCUGAGAUCCACAGGUAAAAGACACUUACUCCUUCGUCUGUGCCUGUUUUCUCCACACAGAUCCCCGGAGCUCCAGGACGAGGCUGUAUUCUUGUUAUGGUUUUUACGAUUAUUACUUCUAUAUUUUUUUUUUUGUAAAGGCCAAUGCCUAUUUCAAACAAUCAUAAAGACAAGAAAAUAAAAACAGCGACCGCAAAAGUAAUGGGUUUUUGCUGGCGGCCCCCAGGCCUAUGUGUCGCAGUGCGAUGGCCUUUUCACUGAGCAGCAGAGCCGCGAACAGAAGGCAGGCUUCUCCUCUCUCUCCGGGGGCUUCCUGCAGACUCACGCACCGGUUCUGCCGCAGCCUGGCGUGUGAGGAGGAGAUCCCAGCCGGUCCCGUGUGUGCUGUCUGUUACUCAAGGAGAUGUCUGUAAUCGAUUUGGACUGACUCAUGAAAGCAGUGUAAGGGAUGGACGAACAGAAAUCGCAACCAUUGACAGCCUGUACAAUAAAGCCGAACAAACUGCUUCCCAGCCCCUGGCCUCGGCGAGGGUGCGGCGUCGCCAUUCGGCUCCUCUUCGAGCUGUCCGCUGUCUCGCAGCGAUGGCAGGGGGCUCGUGCUGCUGCCGGGUGGUACCAGCCAGCAGCUCUGAACACAGUUCUGCAGCGUUCCGGAGACUCACCGGGUCCUGGAGGCCUGGGAGAGCUGGCAGGGACAGGGGCAGGGGCAGACAGAGACUGCCGGGUGCCUAUGCUCUCACACUGGAGCCCCCCACAGCAGCCUGUGGGGGGGGGGGGGUGCUCUCACAGCAGACUGUGGAGGGGGGGGUGCUCUCACAGCAGCCUGAGAGCUCCAUUCAGGGACAGGUAGGUCUUUACGAACCGUCAAAUGUUGUCAAAUAUAUAUUUUUAAAAUAUUCUUAUUGUAACAAAGAAAGUUGGUGAAUGUUGGUGAAUUUUUAUUGUUUUGCUAUUUAAGGAUGAUGAUUGUGGUUUUAAUGGGGGAACAGCUUCUUUCAAAGCAUGAUCAAAUGUUAGGGAGGGUGGUAUAGCGUACCUCCCAUCCAUCUGAAUUCCAGUAUAGAGAAAGACAGUGUGUGCUUAACAUUUAAAAAUCUUACCUCCCAGUUUGGAAUCACCAACUGUUUUAAGACAUGGCUUUUCAGCAGCGGCUGUGCCCACACAAGAGAGACACUCUUCGGCCACUCUGAGCUUCACAGUGCCCAGCAGGAGAGGGAACGCUGACUGGAGAAGUGGUGCAUCUCUCACUGACUUCACAGCAAGCCUGAGAGGUCCUUGGCCCACUCAUUCCAGCUCUACCCCUGCAGCACUCUUCCAGGUGUGCUCUAGGGAAUCCCAGUCACAGGGGGGUACUGACAUGACACAGGUUCGAAUAAGUAACAUCUGGGCCAUAAAACAUAUUAAACAAGCACUUUGACCUUGAAGCACUGCUCUCAGCCAUCUACAGUGUAGCUUCUUUGCUAAUGACCUAGACACUUACAGUGAAAUGCAGAAUAAAAGAAUAGGAGAGAAUUACAGGGCACAAGUGACUAGAGGUCAUCUCCCAGUGCUUGGGGAUUAACAAGAUGAAUUAGGAGAUGCAGGUUUGUUCAAGAUGGCGAUGCAACCUUCUGUCCAAAAGACCAGCACGCACACAUUCUGUCCUCCAUCAAUCGCUGCCAGACUGCUCCCUCUGUUCUGCUCUCCAACAGCGGUUGACUGGAUAAGCAAAGCUCUUCAAGAAUUUGUUUAACUGUUGACAUGUAUCAUGGUGGUCCAGUAUGGCAUGAGUCACCUCCUGCACAGCUGUGUUUCCUCCUCACUUACCAGACUUUAAAUCCUGUCAUUUAAGCAAGCUAAGCAAACACUUUCUUAAGAAAAAGUAACUUUCUUGUCCUGUUGCGAACUGUAGUUUGCAUGCCUGCCUUCUGCUCUCCUAGAUCACACAAAGGUCUGGCGGGGAGGUGUUGAGCCAGCAGGCUUUUGGUAGGAGCCCCGAGCCCCUGCAGCAGUGCCUGCUGCCUCACUCAAAACUCGCACUCACACUGGGCUGUCAGGUUUCCUGCAGGGUUUGGAGGCUCAGAGAUGUAGCUGUACAGGAUGAUGGCAGCCGACUGAAGCGCAUCAUGCUGUGCUGCAAUAGAAUAAUAAUAAUUACACCCCUACUCUUUUUGAGAAAUGCCCUGGGAUUGUUAAUUACCACAGAGAGUCAGGACCUCGGUUUUUACGUCUCAUCCAAUACCAGGGCCAGGGAGGUUAGUGUCCUGGUGUGUUUGUGUCUGAAGGUGCGUCUGUCAGCCUGGCAGCUAAAUGAAACUACUGCACUGCCCAGGAAGGAGCUCAACAGAGUUUCAGCUGAAACUCACUUCCACUUCCAAGGAAGUGCUUCACCGAGCUCCACCAGCAUUUGAGUUAAUAUUUAAAGUGCCAUUUUUUCUUCCUCAGCUCAAAAGUUUCCAGUGAUUAAUGAACCAAGGGUGUAGAGUCUUGCAUUAGUCUGUGACCCCAAACUGGCCCAGACUAGGAGAGAGCAAAGGAGAGGUCUUGAAUCCCUGAGCUAACGUCUAGGCUCCCCCAGGCUGGGGCAUUAGUAUAUAAGCCCCAAAAGUGAUAACCUGAUUUGCACUGGAUUGACCAGGGUGAAACACUGCACCCUUGUAAGAGAUGCAACAGCAGUGCCUGAGCUGGGGUUCUGAGCCCUAAGGCCCCUGGUAACAGACCAGAGUCCAGAGCAUAGUAGGAGGAGCCCAUGGUGCCUCUUCUGGUGAUGUGAAAAACUCUGUAUCAGUGGGGUGGAGGGGUGGGUUAGUUCUGCACAGUGGAACUGGGGUGGGGUGUUCUGUGCAGUGAUACUGGGGUGCAGCGUCUGCAGAGUGGGACUGAACAUCGCUUCUUGUUAAGACUGAGCUGUGAAGAGUUUUGUGUCAAGACGUUGGAGUGGAGGGCAAAAUAGUAUGUAAUCUGAGGUUUGUCUUUUUCAUUUUAAAUGUACAAACAGAAAGACAAGACUAUGAAUUUGUAAGCCUAUUUGCACAAUGUUAAUUUAUACACCAUAAAUAUGUAAAUAUGUGUAUAUAUAGUCCAGCAUAAACAGUGUUCUCUUGCUUCAGUUCUUCAGUUCUGACUCUCAGGCAGGUGCAUGUGUCCACGCAGUUGUGUUGCCUUGUGAUUUUAUUAACUGUAUCCUGUGCCAUGAGUCAGGUUCUGGGCUACACAGGCACGCUUUUGUUGCUCUUUGUAAUAUCAAGUGGCUUCAGAAACAACCAUGAGUGAAUCUCCAGUGGAGAUCUUAUCCUAGAAGCAGGAUCUCCCACGCAGCAGGCUGCUGGGUCUGACAGCGGCAUGCCUGACGAGAGAGCUCGCUCGCUUGGAGCAGAGAUGAGUAUGCAGUCCUUCUCCAGGUCACCCACAGCUCCCUGGGGCUGUUGGAAAUCCGAGAACAUGACUCCCCUCCAGCAGCAACUGGCAGCUCGGAGAGUCCAUGUUCAUCCUCAGACUGAGCUGCUUGAUGUCUCCUCAUCAGCCUCUGCAGACCUGGAGAAGACUGUGGGAGCAGUAGGUACAGCAGACUCUCUGCAGCAGGUCCACGUGUUCUGCGGACCUUCCAGUUCAACUCCUUCAUGAACUGGGCUAUAGGCCUUUCUGUAAUUGUUUCUCUGCUCAUGAGCUUGAUCACUAUGGCAGCUGAAGAGCAGUAAAGCAGCUAAUUGAACAGUCACGUGGUCCUCAGCAUACGGGCCACAAACUGGACUGAAGGGUUUGCUGACAUGCUGGGGGAAAGACUGACGUUCAGGGACUCCGGUGAGAUGAGAUCAGUCCAGCUCAUUGCGUCUCUCUGUAGAGAUUAGGAGCAGCGAUCUGUGGCCUGAGGAACAAUAUACAGAACACUGCGUAUUUAUUUAUAACCUCUCCUUACAUGCACUGAGAGGAAAAGUAGCAAACGCAGUCCAGUACUGCCUUCCCAGUAAUUUAAUUCUUUUGUGAGGGAAAAUAGAUGCUGAAAUUCACCUGCCUAGGGAUUAGUGGAUUGCUAAAGGCCAAGGCUUUGAGUGAAAUGCCUUUAAAAGAAUUUAACCUUCUCUCAAACUCUCAGGGUCAAGGAGAAAUUGAACAGACUCUUCCACGGCAGCCAGGGUCUUGAUCAUUCUGGUAAUAUUUUUGUCUUUUCUGCUCCCCCGAAAGACAAUGCAGUGAUGAUGAGCACAGCUCGUCAACAUCUGGACUGUAACAGGGCAGGGCGGGGGUGGGGGGAGACCAGUUGGAGAAAGAGAGAGCAGAGGGAGAGAGAAGACUUUUAGCAACAGCUCUGAGCUGCUUUUCACCAGAUCCAACCCUGCUGUGGAGUAAGGCUCCUCUGUAAGAAGCUCACAGCAUGACACAGGAGAUGGGCUGAGGUGAGGAAGGGGCUCUCAGCCUCCAUCGCAAGCUCUGUCCUGACUGCAGGGAGGCACACAGCGCUCCAGAGCGCUAGUGCACUAGCACUCCAACGUCACGGGCUGAUUCAUCUUGCUGCCUCCGAAAAACAGACAGCCUUUGUACGACUGAGUGACUUAUAUUUCAAAGGCGUUUUGGCCUGUUGACUUGGUUUGGUAGCUGACCUGAAAAGCCAAAGAAGAACAGUGAGGCUGCUCCCUCUUCCCUCUUCCUCCCCCUGUGUGAAAGAGGCAGCACCGGACCUGCACAUCCAGCAUGACAGGAGCAGGGGAUUCCACCCCUCCAGAUUAGCCUGGGCCUGGGACGCCCAUUUUCGGGGAAUUCCGGUAUCCGUUAGCUAGCAUGCAGACAAAGGAAGAGCAUGGGCCAGAUGGCCUCUCCUUGUCUGGAGCUUCACUCAUGUUCCUCUGCUUUAUCUGGUCGGUUUUAUUCCUGUAGUUCCUGAAGCCACUUGAGGCACAGAAACCAGCAUCUGGACUGGAUGCGGUGCAUCUGAAUGUAUACUGUGUAACUCUGAUGGAGCUGUUCUCUGUUAAUUUUCUAAUGUGUGCCAUUUGUUCCCGACUAUCUGAUACUGUUAGUGAUCAUUAUUACUUGCCAUGUGAAAGCGGAGCUCAGCGAUCCCCCUGUCCUCCAGCACUCCUCCGCUCUCUGGCCUCAGGACACACAGAGCUGGGGUCUGGCUUGUUCAGUAGGAUGGGGCUGCUGCUCCCACUGGAGAGGCCCCUCAGGAGGAGAAGCACCCUUCCGCCAGGCAGGCGGCUGCUCCCCUCCUGUCUGCCCUGCUCAUAGUGGGGCCUCCCAGUGAGGGCAGCAGGCCUGCAGCUGCAAGGCGGUUGUUGGCACAAACAAUUCCUUGUCAAGCAGACCUGGAGAAAUUAGUGUUCUGCAAAUCAAAACAAUGUCCAAAGUGCAAAAUCACCACACACAAAAGUUACUUUUGAGCGGUUAAGAAAGCGAGCAAACAAGGAGAUAUAAAUAAAUGACAUGUGCUGUAAUGAGAGGGGACAGGAAGAGGGACAGCUGGGUGACUGUUGACCUUUCCUUCCUAUUUCCCUGGAUGGGGUGUGUCAGCGGUGUGUGUGCGUGCGUUGCCCCGACGACUGUCACCAUGGUGCUGCACGUGCCCAGUGGGUGUCUGAGACACCCUGAGCUCCACUUUCUGUCAUCAGGACCUCCCUAGAUGUGUGACAACAUGUUGUCUGUAUUCUGUUUGCCACUGAAGUUAUUUUAAAAUAAUAAUUCCAAUAAAAAAAUAAAAUAAG